AUGACCCAAGCCAGCAGCACCACGGACGUGGAAAGUCCGCCGGAGAAAGAUGUCAAAGCUGUGACCGAAACGACAGAACCCGAAUACCCCCCCCUCACAAGAGCAAUCGUUGUGAUCUUUGCGUUGUAUCUGGCUGUUUUCUUGGUUGCACUCGACCAAACGAUCAUUAGCGUGGCAAUCCCAAAGAUUACGGAUCAGUUUAAGAGUAUCUCGGAUAUAGCAUGGUAUGGCAGUGCAUACUUCCUCACAUCGACGGCUUUACAACCCUCGUAUGGUCGAAUCUACAAAAUAUUCAGCGUCAAAUGGGGUUUUUUGGUGGCUGUCCUAAUCUUUGAGAUUGGGUCACUGAUUUGCGGAGUGGCGCCCUCCAGUACCGUUUUAAUUGUGGGUCGAGCCAUUGCAGGAGUUGGAGUCGCGGGUAUCUUCUCUGGCGCUCUCGUCAUUAUUUCCAUGACUGUCCCGCUCCCCAAGCGUCCUCUUGUGUUCGGCAUGUUCGGCAUGGUUUGGGGAAUCGCCUCGAUUGCGGGUCCCCUGCUAGGAGGUGCUUUCACAGACAGCAUCUCGUGGAGAUGGUGUUUCUAUAUCAAUCUUCCGAUUGGCGGUCUAUCCAUCGCCGUCAUUCUUUUGAUUCUCCGUCUUCCAAACAAGAACGAACACUCCGGAACCUCUGUUUGGGGCCGUAUUAAGCAGCUGGAUCUUCUGGGGGCGAGUCUUCUUAUCCCCACUAUCAUCUGUCUGCUACUAGCUCUGCAAUGGGGAGGGAACAAAUAUCCCUGGAACAACUCGCGGAUUAUCGGUCUUUUCAUCGGGUUCGGCCUGAUGGCCAUUCUCUUUGCCGUCUCUCAGCUCUACCUUGGGGAGCGGGCAACACUUCCACCUCACAUCCUCAAGCAGCGCACUGUUCUCUUUUCCUGCCUCUUCGCCUUGUUCUUUGGUGGCGCAUUUUUCCUCCUUGUAUACUAUGUUCCCAUUUUCUUUCAGAGUGUGAAAGGCUCUUCCGCCAUGAAGUCUGGCAUCCAGCUGCUUCCUCUGAUGCUAGCUACGGUCGUGUCCUCCGUGGUGAUCGGUGGCUCCAUCACUGCCGCCGGAUAUUACACACCGUUCCUAAUCGUGAGCUCUGCUAUCGCUGCCAUUGGCACUGGCCUGAUCACACUGUUCGACGUGGAUAUUUCCACUGGAAAAUGGAUCGGCUAUCAGAUCGUGGUCGGCGCAGGAGUGGGAGCGGGUUUCCAAGUCCCAAUGACCGCUGUUCAGACUGUCUUGAAAGCAGAAGAUAUCCCCGUCGGAACUGCUGCAGUAAUGUUCUUUCAGACACUGGGAGGAGCUCUCUUCAUCGCGGUCGGCCAGUCGGUAUUCCAGAAUGGUUUGAUUGAUGGAAUCGUCAAGUACGCUCCUGAGGUCAGUCCGAAUGUCAUUGUUGGCGCUGGUGCAACCGAAAUGCGACAUGUCCUCAGUCAAACAGGUCAGUUAGAUCAGCUUGGGAAUGUCAUUAAGGCCUACAUGAGUGGCCUGAGGGAUGCCUACCGGGUUAGUCUCGCCCUCGCCUGCGUCGCUUUCGUGGCCAGUCUCUUUCUGGAAUGGAAGAGUGUUAAGAAAGCCGGGGGUGGCAAAAAUGAUGAAGUGGCUGUGCCAGCUCUCUAG
Messenger RNA from Penicillium macrosclerotiorum, 1641 nucleotides. RefSeq names its product MDR family MFS transporter. The transcript has 2 exons. Gene Ontology annotation, molecular function: transmembrane transporter activity. The coding region runs from base 1 to 1641 and encodes 546 amino acids. The record is from RefSeq and is a predicted model, not a curated record. Gene Ontology annotation, biological process: transmembrane transport. NCBI's taxonomy places the organism in Eukaryota, Fungi, Ascomycota, Eurotiomycetes, Eurotiales, Aspergillaceae.